This is a messenger RNA of Apis laboriosa (Himalayan honeybee), 2866 nucleotides long. Its product is annotated as homeobox protein PKNOX2-like. Bases 561 to 1886 code for a protein of 441 amino acids. Gene Ontology annotation, biological process: regulation of transcription by RNA polymerase II. NCBI's taxonomy places the organism in Eukaryota, Metazoa, Arthropoda, Insecta, Hymenoptera, Apidae. The transcript has 7 exons. The record is from RefSeq and is a predicted model, not a curated record. Gene Ontology annotation, molecular function: DNA-binding transcription factor activity, RNA polymerase II-specific; RNA polymerase II cis-regulatory region sequence-specific DNA binding.
AUAUAUCAAUAAGAAUUUUGUUUUAGCAAUAUUCCCAUAUAAAUUACAGGAUUCUCUAAAAUACAUGCCACGAAAGAAGUAGUAAAACAAACUCGAAUUUCCCGCAGAAAUUUUAUCGAGCACCCUAUAGGUAGAGCGUUGCGCAGCAGUGAGGCAUCGGCGCCGUCGGCAGCGGUGGCCUCUUGUAGUUUUUGCUACGCCCUCUUCGCAUGAAAAUGAUUCUUCCUCGGCGUGCUGUAGUAGGGAUCGUCGACCAUUGGUUAUCGAACGUUUGACUGACAGUUCGACUAUCUCGUGUUAGGCUCGCGAUGAAAGGGAGAAAGAAAAACGACUUCUGGCUCCAUAUUAACGCCCACUACCGAUUCCGUGCCGUUCUUUAACUCACAUCUCUUUCUACUACGGUGUUGUUGCCCGUCACGACGCCGGUUUUAAUACGCCGAUGACUGACAGUAUAAUUUUGUAAAUUAUCGGAAGAUCGAAAAUAAAUCAAAGAGCAUUCAAAUAUAAGAGACUUCGGAGGGGCUGAGCAACGAUGGAAGCUGCUAGACAGGAAUGAUAGAAUGCAAGAGGGUAGCACCGCCGUGGCGCUAGCAAUGGUGACUCCUGGCUACGAUCAGGACCCUGCAAGUGGGGUUGCCGAUUACACAACUCAUCAAGAUCAGGCUCAAUUCGAAGCAGACAAGAGGGCAGUAUACAAACAUCCCCUCUUUCCAUUGCUCGCGUUACUUUUCGAAAGAUGCGAACAAGCUACUCAGAGCUCGGACAAUUCAACGUCCGAAAGUUUCAACAUGGACAUACAGGCCUUCGUCCAACACCAAGAAAGAGACCGAAAGCCAUUUCUGAUCAAUGACCCCGAAAUUGACGGUUUAAUGAUCAAGGCGAUACAGGUGCUACGAAUUCAUCUACUCGAACUGGAAAAGGUGCAGGAACUGUGCAAGGACUUUUGCAACAGAUAUAUCACAUGCCUGAAGGGCAAGAUGCAAAGCGAGAAUCUGCUACGCAGCGAUUACAGUCACCAUGGACACGACAUGGGUCCAUCGAGUGGCAGCAACGGGAGCAGUCCUUUGCAGGUGCUGUCUUCUACAGGCAAUGAUGUUGAGUCGGGAGCUAACGGAUUCAGAGUGAGCAGAGGUGAUAUCCUGUCGGAGAACGGUGGUGCGAGUCAGUUGGCUGCGCAAGAGGAAACCGGUAACGACAGGCCGUCGUCGGUGCGAUCAUCUUCCACUGCUCAACGCUCGAACAGAUCCUCCAGUCAAGACCAUGACGAUCCUCUAUCACCUUCUACGGUGCAUGGAAGUACACCCCUUUCGCAGAUCGGUGCUCAUUCCUGUGCGCCAGUCAACGAUAUGUAUCUUGGUCAAGAUAUCACUGUGGCGGGUUCUCCUUCACCUGCACCAAGCGAAGAUGAAGACGAAGUAUGUGGCACUGGUACUGCUACUUCCAAUCACAGUAGUAGUCAUGGAGGUAAUCAUAGUAGCGUUAAAAAAGGAAGACAAAAACGAGGUGUCUUACCUAAACAAGCUACGAGCAUUAUGCGAACUUGGCUUUUUGAACAUUUAGUUCAUCCAUAUCCCACGGAGGAUGAGAAACGUCAAAUUGCAAGUCAAACGAACUUAACGUUAUUACAAGUUAACAACUGGUUCAUCAAUGCUCGUCGACGAAUUCUUCAGCCAAUGCUCGAUGGUGCCGGGGCAGAUUCGGUGCAACGUGCUGGAAAACGUCACAAAGUAUCAAAGCACGUGGUGCAACAUCAACAUGUACAACAACAGCAAGGAGGCGGCUGGCAAUCUGAAGACUCUGGGAGCGAUUCAGGCUCCAGCGACGGUGAGGGAGGUGCCGAUAGAUCGAAAGAUGGUAAUGAUAGCGAUGAAGAUGAUCUUCACUGACCUCUGUCGAUCAUCGAAACAUCAAUCUCUUUACGGUACCUUCAAAUCCAGUUGCUCAUUACAGUAUUAAGGUAUUCGAGAAUAGAUUUCGCUUUAACUGUCAAAUACGUAAUUAUUCUCGCGAAAAUCAAGGGUAUUAUUGGUCGAGGUUAUCACGCUCUCUUGUCGGAUCCGAUAGUUUCGAUCUCCUUUUCUAUCCAUGGAGUAUCUUAGCGUUUUUAAGCGUCAUUAUUCAUUAACUACGGUCCGAGAAAGAUUGAAAAGAAAUAUUGUAUAAUUCGAUUAUGAAAUAUGUUCUCUUCUUUUUUCCUUUUCUUUUUCUCCUACUAUCCGUAAGAACAAUAUGAUCAUGAUAUGAAAAAGAAAUUCAUUAAUCGAUUUAGAAAGCAAAUUUUGAAUAUAAUGAAACUUAGGAUUGUUAUUUAAUCAGUUUUAUUGAGUCGUUGAUGAAUAAGCUACAUUGUAGCAAUUUUUCCCCUAAAAUAGUUCUUUGUUUUUCGCGAUUGUUUCUUUUUAACGAUUGUUAAUUUGCAUAAUAUAAUUUAGGAUAACGAAUGAAAAUACUACAUGUGUAGUAUAAGUUAUCAUUUGUAUCAUUUAUUAAACCAUAGAUCUACGAUAUUUGUUGAACAUCUUUUAAUUAAUUAAUUUUAAUUAAAGCGUGGUUCUUAUAUCAAUAAUUUAUAGGAACAAAUUAUUUUUCGAAAAGAACUUGAAUAUUUGCACUAUGAGAGAUUGUUAGAGGUCGUAACAAACAUAUUUGCCUGUAAUAUGUACAUUCUUUUCUAUGGUGUAGAGUAUGAACAAAUGUUUCACUCAUUUAAUGAUAAAAAAAAAAGUUAAAUCUAAGGUGACAACAAAAAACUCAACGUUAAUGUUUAUAUAUUUUUAUAUCAAGACUUUAUUUCUUUCGAAAUGCGUUUUCUUGACAGCAAACGUCUUUCAAUGUUUAACAAUAAUAAAAAAAAAACAGAACAAGA